Messenger RNA from Odocoileus virginianus texanus, 1315 nucleotides. It is a transcript of the gene CFAP299, whose product is annotated as cilia and flagella associated protein 299. Lineage: Eukaryota; Metazoa; Chordata; Mammalia; Artiodactyla; Cervidae. The record is from RefSeq and is a predicted model, not a curated record.
UUGUUAAUGGAUUUGUUCACAAGUCCAUUUCCAGAAAUUUCUGUUUUGAGACACUCUGCAAAAAUGGACCUUCAGUCAGCAGAGAACUAACCUUGGUAAUUUGGUCCCUCACAGCAUUGUUUUAGAAGGAGACCAGAAGCUCUGAUCUGUAGUAUUUUGUCUACAUAUCCUGGGAGGCGUUUCACCCUUUUCAAUUUUGGAUUACAAUUGCCUGUCUUUCAAAGGUACUCAUUUUUAUCGAAGUCCGAGUCUAUUGAAGUCGUCAGGCCUGGACUUGGGGAGAGUAAUGUGAGACGGCACUCCUAGGAGUGAGGCGGGAACCUGAAACCGUAACCAGACACGGGGGUGGGAUUAACGCCCCAAACUCCGCACCGGUUUCUAACUGAUUGGAAGGGAAGAAGUGGGUGGAAUCUUCUGACCCUGCCCCCGCGCCUCCGUAGCUAGGGACGCUUCGGCCAAGGCAACCGCGAUGGAUCAGGACGAAGCGUCGACCACCGUGGACAAUAUAGUCACGCAGUUCAACACCUACGAAGACUUCCUGGACUCGCAGAUCACGACCCUGGACUUGUACUACCUGGAGGAUGAAGGUCUGGCCCGCCAGUUGGUGGAGCUAGGCUACCGAGGUACUGGAGAGGUGGUGAGAAGAGAAGAUUUUGAAGCAAGGAAGGCAGCUAUAGAGAUUGCAAGGUUGGCUGAAAGAACUCAGAAAAAGACACUAACAAGUGCUGGUAAAGACCUACACGAUAAUUUUCUGAAGGCUCUGGCCGCGAGAGAAGAAGACAAUCGCAGUGGAAAAGUGAGCUCCGUGAUCUUUAUUCGUGACAGAAAUUCUCAUGGGCAGGAGGUGUCAGGAUACAUUGACUAUGCCCACAGGCUGAAGACUGAAGAUUUUGAAGUCUACUUUAGUGGGAAAAAACGACUUCUUCCAAGACCCACAGAUAUGAGUUUUUACAACUGGGACAGUCAUAUUGCUGUUUGGAAUUCAACUCCCAACUACCAAGUGAUUGCUGAUAAUCCAGAAGGCUUACUUUUCAAAUACAAAAGAGACAGAAAAAUUCUCAAUGUGGACCCUAAGGCUCAACCUGGUGACAACUCUACUAGAAGCCCGAUCCUAACAGAGCUCUACACACAAGUUGUCAUUUUUGACCACAUUUCCAGAAGAAAGACUUAACUACAAAUGUGGUAGAUAGUGCCCUCCCUAAUGGUUUGCUAAAUGUAAAUGACUCCUAUAAUCAAAAGCAAAUUAGAAUAAUAAGUGAGUCCAGUAGCUAUAAGGCAAAUCAGAAUAAUAAAAGUUGAUAAAGACAUUAGAGAG